AUGUCUCCGUCUACGCAGUUUAUCUGCCGCAGCUCACGAGCGGACCCUGCCCAGCGGAGCGGGGCCGGCGCCAAGGGUGGACUGCAAGGAUACAUUUUCCUGAUCGCAGGCUCCAAGCCAGAGGCCAAGAUUCAACAGAUUGGCACCAGUCACGAGUCUCAACCACUCGGAUACACGUGGAAGAAACGGAAAUUUCAUAUCUCAUCCUGGAAAGGACGAGAAUAUCUGAUCAAGGACGUCCACUGA
Molecule: messenger RNA, 246 nt
Organism: Exophiala bonariae
Lineage: Eukaryota; Fungi; Ascomycota; Eurotiomycetes; Chaetothyriales; Herpotrichiellaceae
Exons: 1
Coding region: 1-246 (81 amino acids)
Source: RefSeq, a predicted model, not a curated record